Molecule: messenger RNA, 2423 nt
Organism: Dicrocoelium dendriticum
Lineage: Eukaryota; Metazoa; Platyhelminthes; Trematoda; Plagiorchiida; Dicrocoeliidae
Source: the annotation of a GenBank genome assembly
CCUGCAGAACGCCAGACUGCAUUUUUCGGCGCUGUGCUAUCAAGCGCUCCCAUCACGGUUUGGUUAGCUGAUUGCGGGUGCUUUCCUUGGGCAUCAUGUACCAAAAUGUCAUCAUGUCUUAGAUUUAUUCGCAUCAAACGCAAGCACAAUAAAGAAAUAUAUCUUGCUCUAUUAGGAUUAGACAAUGCCGGAAAAACAACAAUAGCACGUACUAUCAGAGGGAUCUCCAGCGGUCCCAUCACACCUACGAUCGGGUUCGAUCGAGUCGAAUUCACUAUCGAUAGGUUCAAUGUGAACCUUUACGACCUUGGAGGUGGCCGAACGAUACGUGCUAUCUGGCAAACAUACUUUGGUGAACUUCACGGCGUUAUCUACGUAGUGGACGCCACCGCUGCUGAACGAUUACUGGAGUGCAAAACAGUUCUACGAAAACUAUUGGCCCAUCCAUCCAUCUCAGGCAAACCGGUGCUUUUACUAGCUAAUAAGAGAGAUGCAACUAACGCUCUAGAUGAGUCAGAGCUGAUUGAGGCACUACAGUUGGACGACUUAGUGAAUGAAUUCCACUGUCCUUGCAGAUUGGAAUGCUGUUGUGCUCUACCAAAGCCUGGACGGAGGUUGGAUAAAUCCAUUCGAUUGGGAUUACAAUGGCUGUUGGCAUACAUUGCAUCUGAUUUGACUAACCUAGAUGCGAGGAUAAGCACAGAUUUGGCAAAGCAAGCCGGGGAGCGAUCAACCGCAAGUGGCGCUCUUCAAGACCUCUCUUAUUUGACACAUGAGAAACGCAAACGAUUGGGUGUACAGGAACGGAAUACCGAGGACCAAAGUGGUGACUUAACUCCACACACCAACCAUGAAGAUGUCAGUGACUUGGAGGAAACGUACGCAGUGAAGGAAAAUAGAAUGCAUCAAAUGAGCAUUCACUCCGAGAGAAAAGUAAGCGUCUCAGAUGUUCAAAGUAAGGAAUACGAAUCAUCGAGAAGACUAUCUUCUGCCUCACUUCCACCGAAACCAGAGUCAUUUAUGAAGGAGAACAGAAUCUCCCCUCAGCGAAGUUAUGCUGAAUUCGUUAAUGGCAUUGGGGUGGCAGUUCGUUAUCCCAAGUUUGAAAAGAUAUGGCAAAAAGUACAGCUUAUUCCCAAUGUGGAACGGGCGCCCGAUAGAAAGCGAUCAGUUACCAAUCAGUCGGAUAACAUCAAAAUUGAAGAGCUGGAUGGAUUUGAUGAAGUAAUCCAAGAACUCUGCAGGAACAUAUCUCCACAUCAUAUGACAAGGGUCCACGCAAACGGCAUUCUCGAUGACCCCAAUCUGGAUAACACUGGGGAUAAAAUGUUUGCAGAGCUGAGCCAUGAACAAUCAAAAAUGGACGAUCACCCGACUUUUAAAGGAAUUACUAGCAUGUCCAACCUUGUUGCCUCCGCAGAGCAUCCUAAAUCAGCGGAGCAGGUGGUCGGUCUUAUUCCAUUGGUGGUGACGCCUUUAUACGGUCGGCUUCAGCGGGCAUUAUCUGAAACGUCGACCUCCGGUGCGCCGAACUCACAAUCCUUGAAAACCAAUUCACCACAACGCAAAGACGCAAACCCUCCAAGAGGACCAUCCCCACUUUCCCGCAUCUUUACACCGGGCAUUAAUAAGCUACAUCCAGCGGAUCACGAUUCCCGUGAGAGAAAGUAACUGACUGCUCUCCAUACAAAUUUGGCGAACUUCCAGAUGAAAUUUUCAACUGCUUCCUUUUUAAGAUUUCAUCACCUGCGGGGUUAAAAUCAGGAAGCUGACGGCAAUCUUGAGCACUCCAUAUUACGCAGUUUUGUGUAAAUUACCGUGAGGUCACUCAAGCAGUCGCACUGGUCACUGGGAAGUGAACGGGACAAAGUUGUAACUCGCUAAUUGAUGAUUUGGAUCUGAGUUAAUCGACUGAUUUAAGGUAUCUUCUUACUGAGUCUACAAGCUUUGUAUUAAAGAAAACUUAUUUCUUGCAUUGACCAAAGUCAUUUAUAUACCUUUUCCAUAAAAGCACCUAGAAAAUGCGACAUUGUAUUUGUAGUAUGCACAAAUAUGCUGUUUAUUAGGGCCGAUCAACAUGGAAAAUGUGGUUUCUGCAUACGUAACUCAUGAUUUGGAGGCAUUGAUUUUACAGUUAAAUAAAAGUAACCGAUAGCAACCCAAAUACUUUAAUUUUAGGUCAUUUAAAACAGUAAAGCUAAUGAUAUGGUAACUGCUUCUGCCGUCCGGGACGGUUGUAAGAUUUUCACGCCUCCCCCAGCAGUUGUAAGUCCUUAAACCCUCACAACUGUGAACAACGCUUCAAUACUUCGUUCCAUAGAACAACAAUCAAAGAUCUAAUUUGUGGGUGCUGCUGUAACUGCAGUCAUUUUUAUUGUUGUAAUACGUGUGUAUAACAUUUACAAAUACACUUUUCGGGAUUU